This is a messenger RNA of Aspergillus tanneri, 327 nucleotides long. RefSeq lists its product as uncharacterized. The transcript has 2 exons. NCBI's taxonomy places the organism in Eukaryota, Fungi, Ascomycota, Eurotiomycetes, Eurotiales, Aspergillaceae. The coding region runs from base 1 to 327 and encodes 108 amino acids. The record is from RefSeq and is a predicted model, not a curated record.
AUGGAGGGAGAAGACCUAGAUACACCUUUCUACUUCAUCGUCACCGGCAAAUAUUGUGACAUUUACUACGAUAACAAUGACUUCCAGCUACAAACCGAUUCCAUCUUUGUGGUAACUACGACAAGAAUGUAUUUUACAUCCGUCGCGAAGAGAUUCUUCUCCAACGAAGGGAGCUGGACAGAACGCGUUGAAGGUGCUCUGCAUGUUCAGAUCUAUCCUUUGAGCAAGUUCGAGGUCGAGCCCUCCAGCAAUCAAGCACCACCCACCAUUUCAGGCCCUGUGGUCAACCCGCAGCAUCCCAUUUCUGCGGAUGACGUGGAUCUCUAA